UACUAUUUUGGUCUCUCUCUCUCUCUUCCCUCUUUUUUUUUUUUUUUUUUUUGCUUAAGCUCUCUCUCUUCCCUCUGUCAACAUAGUUUCAGAGAAAAAUGUCAAGAAGAGCAUGCAAACGAGUAAGUUUCUGCCCGAACCCAGAAGCCACAGACGAGCCCAUAUUCUCAAAACAUCACGACCGGAGAAAGGUGGUUAUGAUCGGAUUUCUCAGUUGUGGUCUGAGGAGUUCCCCUGCCGCGAGGAAACUGAUGCGACGUAUUGGGGAUAGCUUCGCCAGAACGCUGCGUUUUAUGUCCUUCGGGAGGAAUAAGACUGACAAAACGUCGUCGUCGUUAUUGUUGUCUUCGUCGUCUGCUUCUUCUUCAUCGUCUAUUUAUAUGAAAAGGUCGAAGUCUCUGGCUGAGUCGGAGUCUCACAGAGCAGAAGCUAUUGAAGACUGCAUUCAGUUCUUGAACUCUUCUUUUUCUCUGACCAGAUCAAACUCUGUCCCAACGUGGUCUUCUUGAUUUGAUCCGGCUCCGGGUCGGGUCGUUUUCAUGUUGUUGUAAUGUCAGAAGGAGUUUAGAAUUGCCAAUAAUGCAUUGUAUAGGUGUGUUUUGUUUAUUUAUUUCUUUACAAUUCACACAAAGAUUGCGAGUUUUGACUUGAAAGACAAUAAAUUCUUGGAUCAUAUUUUCAACA
This is a messenger RNA of Brassica napus (rape), 684 nucleotides long. Its product is annotated as josephin-like protein. NCBI's taxonomy places the organism in Eukaryota, Viridiplantae, Streptophyta, Magnoliopsida, Brassicales, Brassicaceae. The record is from RefSeq and is a predicted model, not a curated record. The transcript has a single exon. The coding region runs from base 99 to 509 and encodes 136 amino acids.